Molecule: messenger RNA, 4676 nt
Organism: Culicoides brevitarsis
Lineage: Eukaryota; Metazoa; Arthropoda; Insecta; Diptera; Ceratopogonidae
Gene: ry
Product: xanthine dehydrogenase
Exons: 7
Coding region: 332-4387 (1351 amino acids)
Molecular function (GO): FAD binding; molybdopterin cofactor binding; iron ion binding
Source: RefSeq, a predicted model, not a curated record
UCAGUUGCUGACGGAACGUGUUUCAAACUCGAUCGAAGUUCGUGUAACGCUGUCACGAAAAAUAUUUUAGAUUUUUUUUUUGUGUGUGCUUAAUCAAGUAUAUGAAAAAAUAGCGAAAAAAAAGUGACCGAGUAGUGAUAACGCCUCUAUUAAAAAAGUUGUCGAAGAUCAAUUUGCUAUUUUGCUUGUACGGGACAAGUACAAGAAAUAAAUCAGCUGAAAAGAAAUUGAAAGAAAAAAAAAUUAAAAAUUGAAUCAAAGGUCAUUCAAGUGACUCCGGACCAACUUUUACUCAAAAAAAUACGAAAAAAAUAUUUAAAAUUUAAUAAACAUGUCAGAAUUGACGAAAGUUGAAGGUUUUGUGACGGGUCAGCCGUUGGUCUUCUUCGUGAAUGGCAAAAAGGUCGUUGAUCCCUCGCCAGAUCCCGAACAAACUCUCUUGGUAUAUUUACGCGAAAAAUUGCACUUGACAGGCACGAAACUCGGAUGCGCUGAAGGAGGAUGCGGCGCUUGCACGGUAAUGGUCUCAAAAUUCGACAUUCAAGCCGGCAAGGAAGUUCACGUCGCUGUCAACGCUUGUUUGACGCCCGUUUGUGCGAUGCACGGAAUGGCAGUUGUCACAAUCGAAGGAAUUGGCAGCACAAAGACGAAAUUGCAUCCGGUUCAAGAGCGAAUUGCCAAAGCUCAUGGCUCGCAAUGUGGAUUUUGUACGCCGGGCAUUGUCAUGUCGAUGUAUGCGUUGCUUCGAAGCAAACCGACGCCAACGAUGAAAGACAUGGAAAUCGCUUUUCAAGGAAAUUUGUGUCGAUGCACGGGAUAUCGACCAAUUAUCGAGGGAUAUCGCACUUUUACGAAAGAUGGCGCUUGUGGCAUGGGCGAAAAAUGUUGCAAAAUGCAGAAAAACGGAAAUGGAACGACAAACGGGACAAAUGGAACAAACUUGGUUAUGGAUGAAAACGACAAAUUAUUUGAACCAUCGAAAUUUUUGCCAUACGAUCCGUCGCAAGAACCGAUUUUCCCGCCGGAAUUGAAGAAAUUUCGCACUUUAGACAACGAUUCGAUUCUUUUUUGUGGUCCUCGAUGUCAUUGGUAUCGCCCGACAAAGCUCGAAGAUUUGCUGAAAAUUAAAAAAGUUUAUCCACAUACGAAAAUUGUUGUUGGAAAUACGGAAGUUGGCGUCGAAAUCAAGUUCAAAAAUUUACAUUAUCCCGUUUUUGCGAAUCCAAGUCUCAUUCCGGAGUUGACGACGAUCGAAAAAACCGCAGAAGGAAUUAAAGUUGGAUCAGCAACGACUUUGGUAGAUACGGAGGCAUUUUUGAAGAGGGAAAUUGAGACAGCUCCGGAAGAGGAAACAAGAAUUUAUAAAGCUGUCGUUGAUAUGAUGCAUUAUUUCGCGGGAAAACAAAUUCGGAAUGUCGCUUCGGUUGGAGGAAAUAUCAUGACGGGAAGUCCCAUUUCGGAUUUGAAUCCACUUUUUACUGCAGCAGGAAUUGAACUCGAAGUACAAAGUCUCGAUCGUGGCGUUCGCAAAGUCCGCAUGGGAACUGGUUUCUUCACAGGCUACCGUCGAAAUGUCAUCGAACCCGAUGAAACUCUCAUUUCGCUCCUGAUUCCCAAAACUAACAAAAACCAAUAUUUCUACGCUUACAAACAAGCCAAGCGUCGCGAUGAUGACAUCGCCAUCGUAAAUGGUGCCUUCAACGUUACAUUCCAAGAUGGCACAAAUAUUGUCGAAAAAGCUUCGUUCGGCUUUGGAGGCAUGGCUCCAACAACUGUUCUCGCUGUCAAAACUGCCGAACAUUUCAUCGGCAAACCAUGGACUGAAGAAACAAUUUCCAAAGCGGUUGAUUUGUUGGAUGAAGAUAUGCCGUUGGGUCCAAGCACGCCCGGCGGAAUGGUUUUGUAUCGUCGCACCUUAACGGGAAGUUUGCUUUUCAAGGCUUUUUUGAAGAUUUAUGGGCGUUUGAGUGAAGUUUUGCCCAAACAUCCGAAAUUGAAGGAGAAUGAAGUCACCGGAGCGGAUGUUUUUCACACUUUGAAUCCCAAAAGUACGCAAUUUUUCGAAAAACGUGUCGGCGAUGGAGACUUUGAUUCAGUUGGACAACCGAAAAUUCACGCUUCUGCCUUCAAACAAGUCACGGGCGAAGCAAUUUACUUGGAUGACAUGCCUCGUGCCGAAAAUGAGCUUUAUCUUGCUUUCGUCUUGAGCACCAAAGCACAUGCGAAAAUCCUCAAAGUUGAUCCGAGUGAAGCACUCAAGCAACCGGGCGUCGAAGCUUUUUACAGUUCAAAGGAUUUUUCGGAUCGCGGGCGUAACAUGAUUGGACCAAUUUUCCACGACGAAUUCCUCUUUGCUGAAGAAAAAGUCACGAGUGUCGGGCAAACGAUCGGCGUAGUUGUCGCUGAUACGCAAAUUCACGCGCAACGUGCCGCGAAAUUGGUAAAAGUCGAAUAUGAGGAACUUUCGCCGAUAAUUGUGACGAUCGAGGAUGCCAUCAAACACAAAUCAUUCCAUUUUGACAAGCCACGUGUCAUUACGAAGGGAAAUUUGGAGGAAGCGUUUUGCAAGGCGGAUCAUAUUUAUGACGGAGAAGCUCGAAUGGGCGGGCAGGAGCAUUUUUAUUUGGAAACGCAAGCUUCGUUGGUUGUGCCAAGGGAUUCGGAUGAACUUGAGGUUUAUUGUUCGUCGCAACAUCCAUCGGAGAUUCAGAAACUCGUGUCGCAUGUCUUGGGAAUGCCCAUUGCGAAAGUUACGACGAAGGUUAAACGCAUGGGAGGCGGUUUCGGAGGAAAGGAAUCUCGUGGAGCGCUUGUUACAUUGCCUUGUGCUUUUGCCGCUUACAAAUUACAACGACCAGUUCGUUGCAUGCUGGAUCGUGAUGAGGAUAUGGCAAUGACAGGCACUCGUCAUCCAUUUUUGUUCAAAUAUCGCGUUGCUUGUACAAAUGAUGGAAAAAUCAUCGGAUGUCGUGUCACUAUUUACCAAAAUGCAGGAUAUUCGACUGAUUUGUCAAUUUCUGUUCUUGAACGUGCCAUGUUCCAUUUCCAUAACGUCUACAACAUUCCAAAUGUUUAUGUCGAAGGUUGGAGUUGCAAAACAAACCUUCCCAGCAACACCGCUUUUCGUGGCUUUGGAGGUCCUCAAGGGAUGUUCCUCGGAGAACACAUCGCACGCAAAGUUGCCUUCUUGACGAAAAAAGAUUACACCGAAAUUGUUAAAAUUAACAUAAUUCGUGAGGGAGAUGCCACGCAUUACAAUCAAAAAUACAUCAAUUGUAACGUUGAAAGAUGCUGGGAUGAAGUAAUGGAAAGCUCAAAGUUCGUUGAACGUCGCAAAGCCGUCGAAGAGUUCAAUAAACAGAAUCGCUGGCGUAAACGUGGCAUCACAAUUGUUCCAACUGGCUUUGGAAUUGCAUUUACCGCACUUUUCUUGAACCAAACGGGAGCCUUGGUGCAUGUCUAUACCGAUGGAAGUGUCUUGUUGUCGCAUGGAGGCACGGAGAUGGGACAAGGAUUGCAUACGAAGAUGAUUCAAGUCGCUUCAAAAACACUCGGCAUUCCAAUUGAGAAUAUUCAUGUUGCUGAAACGGCAACUGAUAAGGUACCAAACACUUCAGCAACUGCUGCUUCAGCUGGUAGCGAUUUGAACGGCAUGGCUGUCAUCAACGCAUGCAAAGUCAUUAACGAACGUCUUGCGCCUUACAAGAAAAAAUAUCCGAACGAACCAUGGAAAUCAAUCAUCGGAAAAGCUUACAUGGAUCGCGUUUCGUUAUCAGCAACGGGCUUUUACGCCACUCCUGACAUCGGUUACGAUUGGGAAACAAAUUCUGGAAAUCCUUUCAAUUAUUUCGUGUACGGCGCUGCUUGUUCCGAGGUCGAAAUUGACGUUUUGACGGGCGAUCAUCAAGUGCGUCGCGUCGACAUUGUCAUGGAUUUGGGUUCGAGCAUAAAUCCCGCGAUCGAUAUUGGUCAAAUCGAAGGAGGUUUCAUUCAAGGCAUGGGUUUGUUUACGCUUGAGGAGAUGAUUUACUCGCCAACGGGACAAAUUCUCUCCAAGGGACCGGGAAUGUACAAAUUGCCGGGUUUCGCUGACAUUCCGGGAGAAUUUAACGUUGCUUUGUUGACAGGAGCUCCGAAUCCGCGUGCAGUUUAUUCCUCGAAAGCGGUUGGAGAGCCUCCAUUGUUUUUGGCUUCGUCUGUUUUCUUCGCUCUGAAGGAAGCGAUUGCGGCAGCUCGUAAGGAUGAACAUUGCGACGAUCAUUAUGGAUGGUUUGAUGUGGUUUCGCCGUUGACUUCUGCUCGCAUUCGACUCGCUUGCAUGGAUUACUUUACGAAAGAGUUUACGCAAGAGGAGGAAAAAGUAACGCCGUGGAACGUUAUGCCCUGAAAGUUGCUGAAAAUUUGAAAAGAGUUGAAAUCAGCUAUUUUUUUUUAAUAAAAUAUAGAAAUAAAUAUCAAAAUAUUAGAAAAAAAAUUGAAAAUUUAAUAUUUUCUAGAUUUUAAAAUUUUUCAGAAAAUUCUAUUCUAUUUAUAUUUUUUUUUCAUUUAUUUAAACAUAAUAAGGUAAUAUAAUUAAAAAAUUUUAAUAAGGUAAAUGAAAAUUAUGCUAAAAAGUUAACUAUUCUGUAAUUUUUAAAAUUUUCAAACAACUUAAUUUUUUUUUCUUAAGAAAGUAA